AUGAGUCAAUAUUCGCUUUUGAGAAGGCGUGAUAAAGUCACAACUUCAAGCGAACACCGAAAAAAUAUAGGUGUUGACGCUGAAACAUCAGAAGGUAUAUCUUUGCCAUUCUCUUCAACCUUAAAAAAACCUACUUCGAUAACAAAAGAUUACCUUUCCACUUCACCACGUAAAUAUAAAUUAUCUAACUCAGUAUUAGAAAGUAUGUCUUCUGACACGGGUUCAGACAUUGAAGUUUUAUUGAAUAAUAAUAUGGUUUCACGAAAAGACGCGAGUAUUUCUCGACAAAAACCCAAACAACUCACUAAAAGUUUCUUAGAAAUACCAUCCUAUAAACCGAUAGUUUACAUAGAUAACAAUAAAAAUAAUAAGAAUUUCAGAUUGCCUUCACCAGAAUCACUUGAAAGAAAAGCCGAAAAAACAGAUAAAUUUCGAGUUCCAUCCCCAAAACCAGAAUAUCUAAGAAAAAGAAAUGAUUCUGAUCAAAAAUCAUCUACCAAUAAUGGAUUUAAACGACCAUCCCCUAAACGAACUUUAUUUGAAAAUGAUCUUAACAACAAAGCUGCUGAUCGUAUUGUUACAUCUUUCUCAAACACUAAUACAAAACGUAGAACUAAAAUGACCUUGAAAUCUGCUUAUGUUAAUGACAAUGAUGCGGAUAGUGAGAUUGAAACCAAUUCUACCAAUUUCAAUCAGCGUGUAACUUUAAAGAAGAAAGAAUCUCUUCUUAAUUCAAAUCCAUUAAGAAAAUUCAAUAAAGAACCAUUAUCGGAUUCUAACAAUAAUUAUCAAUCAAUACAUGAUGUAAGAAAAUUGCGCCGUCAGAUGAGGAGCGUAUCCCCUACAGAAGCCACCUGUAGUUCCCUCGUUUCAUUGACCAGAUCAACCAGGUCAACUAGAUCAAAAAAACCGAACAAAUCGAAAAAAUCAACUGAUAUCAUAGAUCUAACAAAUAGUGAUGUAGAUUCCGAUAAAUAUGAUAACAACAAUGUAUUUAGGGUUCCUUCACCAAUGAUAAGGAAAUAUGAUAACUUGCCAAAAGUAGAUUUUUCAUCUGAUGAAGAUACACCCGAACCUGACGGAAAACGGGGAGAUUCAACUGAUGGAAAAAAAUAUUGUCCAUAUUGUAAUGUGGUACUUCCGGAACCACUUCCGCAGCGAAUCCGAGCUUAUUUAACAAGUAUCGAUUCAGCAUCCAGUCAGCCACCAUCGCCAUCAAUACUCCUUAAUCACCCUACAAACGUUGUAGAUCAGUUUGAAUUUUGUCGUAUUCAUGACGCAGAAUCUAAUAUCGUUCCAGUUGGACUGCAGAAAAACUAUCCCUUAAAAAUAGACUUUGAUAAUCUACCUAUUCGCGUUGAAAGUAUGUUUACUGAAUUAAUGAAGGUAGUGACUGGGGAAAGGAAGAGCAUGUUUAGGGAAAUGGCAAUGGAGACUUAUAAAGAAUUAGGUAGAGCCAGGGCACGAAGACCAAUUGCGUUAAUGGGGAGAUUUCAAAAGUUUCAG
This is a messenger RNA of Diversispora eburnea, 1506 nucleotides long. NCBI's taxonomy places the organism in Eukaryota, Fungi, Glomeromycota, Glomeromycetes, Diversisporales, Diversisporaceae. The record is from the annotation of a GenBank genome assembly.